Prunus dulcis (almond) is the source of this 1739-nucleotide messenger RNA. RefSeq names its product tRNA-dihydrouridine(16/17) synthase [NAD(P)(+)]-like. Gene Ontology annotation, molecular function: flavin adenine dinucleotide binding; tRNA dihydrouridine synthase activity. The record is from RefSeq and is a predicted model, not a curated record. The transcript is spliced from 3 exons. Lineage: Eukaryota; Viridiplantae; Streptophyta; Magnoliopsida; Rosales; Rosaceae. Bases 99 to 1382 code for a protein of 427 amino acids. Gene Ontology annotation, biological process: tRNA processing.
ACAGUCCUCUACUGAGUAGCGUAGCGUAUCGUCGACUCGUCCCAUCUACAACCAAAGGCGGUGAUGGGCUGCUUCUCCUCCAUCCCCAUCGUCCGCUCAUGAGAUUCAAAAUUCCCAAACUGCCCCUCAUCUCUCCCAAAACCCUAAAUCCUCUCACACCCAAGCCUCACAUGGCCUCCCUUCUCACCGCACCCGAAGCCCAAGCUCGGACUCUCCAUUCGGACCCACCGCAAGACCUCGACGACGUCCUCUGCUCCGACCAACACCAGCAACAAGAAGAACAACAGCAGAAUUUUGCCGAUACGGCUGUGUCUCGCUGCUUGAGCGGCGAGUCGCGUAUCGAGCGAGCAUGGGCUCAUUGGUCGAAGCUGGGCCGGCCCAAAUUGAUUGUGGCUCCAAUGGUGGACAACUCGGAGCUCCCGUUUCGGAUGCUCUGCCGCAAGUACGGCGCCGACGCUGCGUACACGCCCAUGCUGCACUCUCGCAUUUUUACUGAGAGUGAGAAGUAUAGAGACCAGGAAUUUACCACUUGCAAGGAGGACCGUCCUUUAUUUGUUCAAUUCUGUGCUAAUGAUCCUGAAGUUUUGUUGGAGGCUGCGAAGAGAGUGGAGCCGUAUUGUGAUUAUGUUGACAUUAAUUUGGGGUGUCCUCAGCGUAUUGCUAGGCGGGGGAAUUAUGGAGCUUUCCUAAUGGAUAACCUUCCUCUUAUAAAAUCUCUAGUAGAAAACUUGGUUCAAAACCUUCGUGUCCCCGUUUCAUGCAAAGUCCGUAUCUUUCCGGAUUUACAAGAUACAAUCAAGUAUGCUAGGAUGUUAGAGGAUGCUGGUUGCUCACUUUUAGCCGUCCAUGGCCGGACAAGAGAUGAGAAAGACCAGAAGAAAGUCCGGGCGAACUGGGACGCCAUCAAGGCUGUCAAAAGUUCUCUCAGAAUCCCCGUCCUUGCCAAUGGAAACAUCAGGCACAUGGAUGACGUUCACGACUGUUUGGAAGCGACUGGUGCUGAUGGGGUGCUUUCUGCGGAAUCUCUUCUUGAGAAUCCAGCUCUUUUUGCUGGAUUUCGAACUGCUGAAUGGGUACCAGGGAAUGAAGAGAGCAAGAAAGAUGGGAAACUGGACCAGGCAGAUCUUUUGGUGGAGUAUUUGAAGCUUUGUGAGCAAUACCCAGUGCCUUGGCGUAUGAUCCGUGCUCAUGUGCACAAGAUGCUGGGACAGUGGUUUCGAAUACAUCCACAUAUAAGAGAAGAUCUCAAUGCACAAUCCAUACUUACUUUUGAAUUUCUUUAUAGUAUCGUAGAUCGGCUUAGAGAGCUUGGGGCAGGCAUUCCACUUCAUCUUAAAGAGACUAAUGCUGCAACUAUUUGUGCGAAUGGUCUGGCUACUUGAACUUUGUGAUACUGGUUGAAUGAGGUGCUGUUCCAGAUAUAGGAGUCUUGCCAAAAUCAGAAUUAAGAAUCAGGUUUUCCGUUAGGUUUUUGUUAUCAUUUUCGAGUUUUGUAAUGUUAGGUUUCGUGGCUCUUAUUUAAUUUAAUUCAACUGAUAUAAACUUACAUAGGAGGAGAAGACCGCCUAUUUAUUUACCGUACUACAUUCUUUUGUGGUGAUGAUUUAGUGUAUUUGAGUCUAUGGACCCUAAAAAGAAAGGGAGAAACCUCAAUUGUAUUAACAUCCCAUUGUGGGAGAAUGGUAUUGAUUCUCUGUAUUUCGACCCAAUUUGCGGAAUGCCUUGUAUGAUUGUUGUAA